AUGGAGUUUCUCUUGUCGACCUUCAGGGUCCUGAGUGACAGCCACAAUGCCGGUAGCGAGCCGCGCCAGCCGGACGAGUCGCCGCCCAAAACCGAGAUCUUCCUGCGGAUCCGACCCAACGAUGACGACGAGGAUGUCUACUCGGUGGAAGAGGAGCCCCCUGCCCUGCUGGUCAAGAGCAAGAGCCCCGGUGACUCGGCGAGACGCUGCUCGAAGCCAGGCACCUUCCCCAGAAAGAGGUUCGCCUUCUCGCGGAUCUUCAACGCGGGCACCGACCAGAGGGGGUUCUUCGAGGGCUCGGUCGAGCCGAGCGUCCUGGACCUUCUGAACGGUGGGCGGAGCUCGACGGUUAUCGGCUACGGGACGGCUGACUCCGGGAAGACGUACGGGUUGUUCGGCACGGCCGCGGAGCCGGGCGUCGUGCCCCGUGCCAUCGAGCUCGUCUACUCGUCCCUCACUUGUACCCUGGUGCCCUGGUACAAGCCGCAACAGUUUGGCGGGGCGAUACUCCACUUGAGCGAAGCCGAGCGGGUCGAAGAGGUGGAGGCCAAGGAGCAACUGUUGGCGUCUAGGUUGGCGCACGAGAGGUUGGCCAGCGAGGUUGCUUACCGGGAGCUCGAAGCCUCGGGGGUGGCCGAGAGGUCCCGGGACAGCUUGUGCAAGGACGCCCUGUACUCGGUGUGGGUAUCCUUCAUCGAGAUCUACAACGACACGAUCUACGACCUGUUGAGCGUUGACGAGGGUGGGAGGAAGGCCCAGCUGAAGCUGGCGGCUGAUAAGCAUGGCUCCACCUACGUCCAGGGUAUGCGGAGCGUGUGCGCGUCGACGGGAGUGGAGGCCAACGAGAUCUUGUGCGUUGGCCAGGGCAGGCUGAGUACCGUUGCCACCACCGUCUCGGGGUACAAAAGCUCGAGGUCGCACUCGGUGUUUAUCGUCAAGCUUCUGGAGUACGGCAAGGACGCGGCGCCAGCCGAAGUCAAGAUGGCGUCCCUCGUGUUUUACGACCUGGCCGGGCCCGGGAGGAUACAGAAAUCGGCGGAGAGCGGGGUGCAGCAGCGCGAGUCGCGGAGCAUCAACACGAGCCUGCUUGCCUUGGGGAGAUGUUUCAAGAUCGCGUCGGAGGACCAGUCGAGGCAGAGCGUCGGCUCGUUCAGGGAGUCCAAACUCACGAGGAUACUGCAGCGGUCCUUUCGGGACAGGGAGAACAUACUGCUCCUGGUCAACUUGAAUCCGAAGGCUUGUCUGCUGGCGGAGACCCAAAACAUACUGAACUUCGCGUCGACGGCGAUGAAGAUGGCCGCAAAGGAGGACAGGGGAGGAGUCAGCUCCCAGGGACCGUCCAGCGCCAAGGGUCAGGAGGCGAAUACUUUGGCGAGCGCCAAAGUGGUGCAGGAACGGGAGAUUAACGACCUGGUCUGGAAGAACCAACAGCUCCUGGCCGAAGUCACGGAGCUCAGGGCGAGUAAGAUCAAGAGGGAGUUUGAGAUACGCCAGGAGCUGACGGGGUUCUACUCAAAGCAGAUACACAAGCUGGAGGAGAACUGGAAUAACCGCAUGCGGGCUCUGGUCGAGGAAAAGGACGCCAUGCUCAAGUUUUCGGUGGGCCAAGUCGAGAAUUACUACCGGGGCAAACUUGAGGAAGAGAACGGCAGUAGGAGGCGCGCUAACGUCGAUAGAGGGGAUUGCGAAGAGUCAUUUGACACGUCGAAGGAGUCGUUGAGGAAUAGUAGUUGUACCGUUGAUCUGCCAGUGCUAAAGAGGUGUUUUAGAGACAUCAAUCAACUCGUAGACGAAAAAAACCACGCGGAGAGUGAAAAUUUCAAACUGGACGACGAAGUGUUGGAGUACAUGUCGAAUAUUCGAGGAUUCAUCGAGGAAUCGUUGGGCUUGAAAAAGUCGUCCGAGUCGACUUCAAAGGGGACCCAGUGUAGCUUGAGCAGUUGCAUGGUUAAGGACUUUUUGUUGGAAAUUCAGCAGUUACUGGACCCCUGUGUCGUGAGGCUUCCCGAAAUCGAUGAUUCGCAAGACGAUGUCACGAGUGACAACUUGAUGGCGUCCUUUAGUAGAACCAAGGGUCUUCUUUUGGACAACGUUGUGAAAACAAGAGAGUUUGAAAGAGAAAACGCUGACUUGGCUAAUGAAAUCAACGAUAUGAACGAGAGAAUGAAGUACCAGGAUGGAGAACUGUUGCAGUUAAGGUUGCAGUACCAGGAGUCGGAAGCCGCCCGAUUGCUGCUGUCGAACAAGCUCGAGGACGCGGAGGCAAGGUCCGAGUCCGAGAAAAUGUUCAAGAACCUCGACUUUGACAGCCUGUCCAUGUUUGGAAACGACCACGCCCACCCAGCAGGAUCUUCGAUCGACGAGAUGUCCCAAUUGGAGUUAAGUUUGGACAAGGUCGAAAGAUCCAGUUCCGAAACCAGCAAAAACGACUCUGGCGUGGCGUCCAGCAUCGAGAGCGCCUGCAAGUUGACGGACGAGAAAUCCUGCCAGACGGACAUUUCCUGCGAAACCAGGACGGAUUUUUCCAUCCAAGAGAGACUCGUCCAGCUGAAGCUCGACUACAAACACAUGAAGUCCCAGCACAUCCAGGAGACCCUAAAAGUUACGGAGCUGUCGCAAGAGUUGGACCACAUCAAGGAGGCAAUGGUCAGACUGAAGGAGAACGCCACGGCCAAGGAGCAAACCGUCAAGGAGUGCCAGGAUGAGCUGCGCGCCACCAAACUCGAGAUUGAACGACUGAACGAGGAAAAGCGAGAGCUGGAGAUGAAGUGCGAUGGAUUGACCAGGAAUCUAUUGGUCGUCAAGAGGGAACACGAGUCAAAACUGGUUGAAUCACAGGUGAAAUUGAAGGCACACGAGGAAAGCGAGAGCAUAGCGUCCAAGUGCCUGGAGAGCUACUGGGAGAAGUCGGUGAACCUCGGGAGCGAGCUGUCCAUCGCGUACUCGGAGUUGGAGAAAAACUCGAUCCGGUGCUACCGGGAGCACGUGCUCAGGAUAGGCAAACUCGAGCGGGAGCUUGGUGAGAAGAGAUCGAACGAGAGCAAGCUAAAGCUGAGACUGGCCGAGUACGAGAAAGACCUGGCUGGGAUAAACGAGCUGUCGAGGAGGGCCAACAGCCUGGAGCGCCUGUUCGAGAGGGCCAGGAGUGAAAAGGCAGCGCUGCAGCGGCUCCUUGACGAGAGCUCGAGCUUUCAAGUGGAGGUCCAGGAACAACUGGAUCGCCUGGUUGCCAGGGUGGCGGAGCGCGAUGGCGAGAUUUUGCUGCUGAAGGCCGACUUUGACGCCAUCGUCCAGACGAACCUGUCCAACAGCAAGAGGGCCAAGGAACUCGGCCAGGAGGUGGUGAAGCUCAUGGACAGGAUACGCGCCAUGAAGGUGGACAUCCUCGAGUCCGAGGAGUCGCGCAAGGCGCUCGAGAAGGACGCGAGCGCGGAGAUCGACACCCUCAGAGCCAGGCUGAAGAUCUUCAAGGAGAACGUCGAGUUGCUGAACAUCAUUUCGAGCAACAGCGAGUCGGACGAGCUGAGGUGCAAGUUGCUGAAGAAACAAGAGGAGCUGGACUUUUUCAAGAAAAACAGAAACGCGACCAUUCAGAGGUACGAGAACCUCGUCCGUCAGCUCCAGGACGCCCUCAAGAUGAACACGUCGAGUAGGGCGAAAAAAAAGUCUCCGUACUUGCGCAAGAGCUCGGGCUGUAGUAUUUACGGAUCGGAGCGGCAGAGCAGCCACGAGUGGAAAUUUUUGGCCGACGAGCACGCCUCGUCUUUGUUGGGCACCGACGCGCGGACAUCGUAUUUGUACACUGCCGACAAUUUCGGGACUGUCGUGAGCGGUGGGGAGGAGCCGACUCGUUUAAAGAACGAUUCUUUUGAUUGA
Copidosoma floridanum is the source of this 3876-nucleotide messenger RNA. RefSeq lists its product as uncharacterized. Gene Ontology annotation, cellular component: microtubule associated complex. Gene Ontology annotation, molecular function: microtubule motor activity; ATP binding; microtubule binding. The record is from RefSeq and is a predicted model, not a curated record. Gene Ontology annotation, biological process: mitotic spindle organization; spindle elongation; microtubule-based movement. NCBI's taxonomy places the organism in Eukaryota, Metazoa, Arthropoda, Insecta, Hymenoptera, Encyrtidae.